Molecule: messenger RNA, 7874 nt
Organism: Porites lobata
Lineage: Eukaryota; Metazoa; Cnidaria; Anthozoa; Scleractinia; Poritidae
Source: the annotation of a GenBank genome assembly
GUAGAAGUAGGAUCGGACAAGUCUAACAAGAAGCCCGGAAUAUCAAACGCAAAGGUAGGUUUCUUCGGUUGCUUUAAAUUUGAUUCGAUCGGGAUAUUUCGCUGAUUCGAAUAGGGCUUUGUGCACGAGUGAAUUUUUUAGAAACUCUCCACGAAUUGAAAAAAGAUUAGAUAAGAACUAUUGAUCAAAAGCAGGCAUGACGAUGAUUUUUUGAUACUGACACUGCUCGCGUGAUUCUCUCGCUUAAUAGAAUUUUGCACACAGGAUAAGGUUCAUCCUUGUCCUGCGAAAUCAGAAUAAAAUGGGCAUAUAUAAAUUCGGAUUAUACCCUGAAGUAACUUUUGAUACUGAUUCAAGAUCGACUGUGGUUUUUGUCUGAGACAAGGCAGCUUUCAUUAUCAUUGCGCGUCAGGACCAGCUAGUUGACCCACGAGAAGAUGUCAUGAAUAAAUUAAUCCCCUUGACAACUUCCAUGCAUUACACCCGUGCUGUUUUGCUAAGGUCAAAGACUAAAAACAAGAUGAUGGUAUUUCAAUUCAGCUUUAUUUUUUGUCACGAGAAAACAUUUGUAGGUAAACUACCUACGACUAAAAACGGAUAUAAGUCAGGACUCCCGAUAUACUGUAAACUCGAUCUCUCGCAUAUUAGAACUUCGCGCUAACUCAAACCAAAAUCGAGUUUCCCUCGAUUUGCUUGGUACAUUUGCUGUAUAAAUUUUACCCUCGAUAACUCGAACCUUCCGCUAAUCGAAGUAAAUUUCGUUUUCCUUCAGAUCAUUUUUAAAUAUAAUUACCCUCGAUAGAUAGCUCGAACCAUGUUUUAAGCCCAUGACGAGUAGAAAAAAGUAAAACAGUAUUUCGAAGUAUUGCAAUCCGAAGCAUUGAAUUUAUUUCAAAUUAACCUUGUAUUCUUUUACUUUACUUUUUUGUCAGUACAGUUUAAAUGCAGUUUCCAGCCCUGUGUCCUAGUCAAGCUUUGUUGCUUAAUUCCUUUUUCAAAAUAUCAACCGAUCAUUGAUCUCUUGCCGCCGUUGACGUCUGCAUUUCUUUCCCAUCCCAUGUGCUUUUUUCCUUAUUUCAGGUUGAUGUGUCAAACUCCAGAUAACUCGAACGUUUUUCCAUUUCCCAAGUAGGUUCGAGUUAUCGGGGGCGACUGUAAUCAAAUUUCAGCCUUCGUCUUGCAUUGUUUCUUGAAUUGAUUCGGAGAUCCACACUUGACACACUACCAAACGGCGGAAACUAGAGUGUUAUCUCUGUUUUCUCCAUUUAAAACACGUCGCGUCCUAGUCUGAAAUGUUACGCGUCUCCACCCCCAAACCGGUGGGGGGCGUGGGCGAGAGAGGCGUCUGAAUUCCGAGCGUUAUAAUAGGGACCUUAUGAUCUGACAACGGCGACGUCCAUGAAAACGUCGCUGAUAAAUAGACCUCGCAUCCUUUUAAACGUUUUGGCGAUUAUCCCAAUGGUUAACAUUAGAUAACAUCAAGUGAAGCCAGAUUGGACACCUUAUGAAUUUUACACAACCCAUUAUUUUCAUAAUGGAACGAUACUGGAAUGUAGAAUGAGGCUAGAAUAGCUGAAGAAACCAAAACUACAGAGUGCCAGUUAUGGAGAGAACACAGUAGAGAGUUAAGCACUGAUCUGCAGUGAUUAGGGUUAAGCACUGAACAGAAAACGGUUAGCUUUCAAAUAUUGUAAUGGGGUACGGCAUAUAUAAGAACAUGCAUGUAUAUUUUAAAAAUUACUGGAUUUGGCAGCUAGUCCUUGAUGGUGUAGUGGAUAUGGAUGUAGGCUAUAAGUGCAAGUGACCCGGGUUCAAAGCAUCACAGUGGAGUUUUUCUAUUUCGCUUUUAUACUACACAGAACAGGGGUCUUUUUUGCAUGAGCAUGCGCGACCGCUGAACAAGCGAUGCGCAACGGGAGGCUCACCACAGGGUUUGCCUUCAUCAAAAUGGCGCGUCUCAAAGCUAUCAUAGCGAUUAUUUUGCUCGUUGGUCUUGGCGAAUGUGCUCGUGAUUUAACAAAAUGUGUAGUUUGCAAAAAAAAACUCUAACAUGGUCUUAACAAAAGCGAAGUAGACCGGCUUUAACAUACACGAGCUACUAUCACUCUCUAUGUCUCGAACAAUAAAAAAAAAAUGAAUAUCAAUGAGACACAGUCAAAACUGCUUUCAAUAGGACCGAAAUUAAAGUCCAAUCUUGCGACCGAUUUUGAUGAAACAAACGGUUAGGUUUCCCAAGAAGUACAGUAAACAUGUGAUGCCGACCAAAAGUUAAAAAUCAUUAGAACAUUUAAGUUCUGGCCAAAAGCAAAAUCCUGCAAAAAAAUGCCUUACAAUGUUAGUCCACGCAAAAACAAGAAGUUCUGAAAUUUUCCUAUAAACGAACUUUGUAUCGCUAAAAUACUUAAGUUUGGACCUCGCCCGAGUUCAGACAGAGAUGGCAGAAUUUAUCGUCUUGCCGUUCCCGUUCUCAAGUAAACUUAGAAUUUACUCAUUUCACUUCUUAGUUGUGCAGGGACAGCAAAGAAAUGUGCAAAAAAGCGUGAUGCACGUGCAGAGUAUUUGUUUUGUUCAUCAAACCUAUUGCUUUUUUGACGAGUCUCCUUGACGUCGCCGUCGUAGUUUCGUAAGGUCCCUAAUGACGUCCGGUGACGUCAUGUUAGCUUCUUUAUGUUAUAUAUAACACCCGUCAUAACCUUUGGUUCAAAAGCAACUCAAUAAUGCAAGCAAUUAAACAGCGCUUUCAAUUGAUGCCUUGAGUUCAAUUUCAUUGUCUUAGCUCCUUGAUAAACCCUGGUCUUUUAUGUGUGGAGAAACGUGACUGAAACGGUUCUUUGUACUUUGCCAAUGUAACUUUCGUUUGAUUCCUCAAUUCUGUCUCAUUCACACACUAUCUCAGAAAAAAACUGGGACACAAACCUCUUUCAGUUUCAGUCAGCCCUUUGGCUUACUCAGGAUUUCUUUGAACUUUCUCGUUGGCUUUACGAAUCGGAUUGAUCACUCUUUUGAUUUACUCUUGCUCUGUCUAGAAAAAGCUUUGAGACAGCUGGCGGUUGUGCUCUGUUUUGGUUGAGUGGGAUCAAAAAAGGACAUGAGCUUUAUCCUCUCUUGCUAGGAUGCAAUGCGUUGUCUAAUGUCCACGCUGCAUACCCGCACCUGUGCAAAAGCUUUGUGUUGUUUUUUCCUGGUGUAAGACUUCAGAGCCUAAGACUACAAUACACAGUAAGUUUGUAAUGUGCGCGCAACAGAAAGCGCAUGCUUUAGUGAUUACUGCAAUUUAAAAUUCAGAUUCUGUUCUUUAUGUAUAGGAUGGUUUUCUUUUUACCCUUACCUAAAAGGAUUCCUUUUGCCUGUUUGAUGGUUAGUGUAUCAAGCAAAGCGAGUGCCUUGUUUUCCUCUAUUUCCGACAGGGUGAGAUUGAUAUCAUUUUCUAUUGACCCAAUUUGGUCUGCAAAGUGUUACACGUGUUGCUCCUUCUGCCUCAUGUGCUGUUUAAUCACAUAACGAAACCACCAGUUUGGGGGCUUUACCUCUGUGUUUAAGGCCUUUUUCUCGAAUUUUUCCAUCCUCGGUUCAGUUUUCGCGUUGCUGUAACUCUUACUUUGCAAAACACAACAACAAACGCCAACUACGCAGGCUAUGAUUUUCCUAACGAUUGGGCGGAGAAACUUUACCGGUGAACUCACAGCUGCACAGUCAAUGAAUUUGUGCAAAAAACGUGCGUGUAAACACUGCAGACUGACACUGCUGCCUUGGACCAUGCAGACAAAUCAGAUCUCAAGUCACGUUUCAUGUUCUAUCUACUGUGAAAAAGGCUAGAGCGUAGCCAAAAGCUCUUGAAAAGCCGUUUAAAAACGUAUAGCUGAUAUUUCAAAACCCUUUUGCUCUGUCUUUUGUUUCAGGCAAAAGAAUAAAGAAAUAAACGAGCGUUUCGUUAAGUGGACAGCAAUGAUUGUAAGCAGGACACCGUGCCUCACACCCCAUUGCUACUAUAAAAAUGUAAAAAAAUAAACUGAAGGCAAGAAUUGUGAUCUGAAUAUUUUAUUCUAGGAAUUCAAGUCCGUAGUGUCCAUGGCUUCUGUUACACCAGCAACUCCAUCUACAAAAGAAACAACUAAUUAUGCCAGGUUAUGCCGUGUUCUUGUCGAUGUGGGCACUUGUGCCCUCAGGGAUUGCUUUGAUGCCAUCUGCACACCACCAACUCUUCACAAGGUCCUGGCAGCCAGUCAUCUCGCAUUGCAGACUCUUAGAUCAAGAAGGAUCAUCAAUGCAACCCAAUGGGGAAAGCUUUUUCCCGGAAUCCCUUCUUCAGUGUCUUCAAAACAUUUUGACAUCACUCUACUGAUGACUUUGCUACGCAACAUCUGCCGUCUCACUCCUCCGGUAACAGGAUGGGACGUGCUCCCUGCUGCCACAGACCUGAGUCGUGAGGCGGACAUUGCACGAGUAAAGCACUUUAGGAAUACAGUGUACGCUCACGUUGAGCACGCUUCUAUUGAUGAUGCAACAUUCGACACAUACUGGAAGGAGAUCCGAGACACUCUAGUACGGCUAGGAGGAGCUACAUAUAAGGUAAAAUAGAUUCCAAACGUCAAUACAGUCGUGUAUUUUAUCCGUCUUUUCCAUAAAUACCAUGACCCUGUCGUGUUUUUUUUUCUGUUAAUGCUGAGUACACUAGCUAGCACAUCAGUUGAAGUGAAUGAUAAAUAACCCGUUCUAUUUCAAGGCCGCUAUUGACAAGCUGGAAUUUUGCUGCAUGGAUCCCGAUAUGGAGCACCAUUACAAAGAACUCCUUCAACUGUGGAAAAAUGAUGAAGAUAACAUAAAAGAUGAAUUGAAAGAAAUUAGCACUGACGUAAAAGAAAUCAACACCGACGUAAAAGAAAUUGGCACCGACGUAAAAGAAAUUGGUACCGACGUAAAAGAAAUCAACACCGACGUAAAAGAAAUUGGCACUGACGUAAAAGAAAUUAAGGAGAUAACAAAGAAGCUUGAUGACAUGGUGGCAUCAACUGGGACUCCUGUGGGACAAUCAAGCAAUGAAGAUGGUGAGUAUAUAGAGACUGUGAAUGAAAAAUUUGUAACUGAAGUUAUGAUGAUCUAAAACUGAAACUGUGAUAUAAAACUAAAACCAGGUAUUAAAAAAAUAGUUUUUUUACUCUUAUCUCAAAAAGUGCUCACCCCCUCAACCCGUCACCCCCAUAUGAAGGUGAACAUGCAUUUACCGCUCUCACAACCAAUGAAUGGAUAUACAAAGUGGGCCUUUUAACUCCUCCUUAAACCAAAAAUGAAAAAAGAAAGGCAAGGCUGAACAACAUUCCCGACACUGUAGGCCUACCUUACACCAAGCCUUGAAGUUUUUUUCUUCUAACCUUUGAAUCAGGUAUAAACAUAACCUGAGAAAAAGCUUAAAAACCUGCGUUUGAGUGUAAUUGUCAGAGAAAAGAAAGAGAAAAUUGAUCGAUUAUUAGUUUCUUGUUCUUUUGCUUAUGUAUUCAAGCGUUAUUACGUUGUACGUAUAAAUCGGCACGAGACAAGCAUAACCUAAAGGGUCACUGGCACUCGUCACGAAACUCUGCUUUUCCCACCACAAUCUGAUUUUGCAAUGGAUUUCUGUUAUAUAUUCUUUGGUGCCAACACCAGAAUCGUCAGAAUUUGAUGCUCUUGCGCCUACUUGUCUUGUCUUGUCUUUUGUUUGUGCUUAUGCUUAUCACACCUUUGGACAUCCUUGUGCUUAAGUUUUCUUUGCUUGCUUCCCGUCGUACUUGCGAACGAAUUUUUUGGCUGGCCUGAUUUGCGUUGAUGCCAGGUCCACUUUUGCUUCCGGAAUCCGGAAACCAGCAAAUUGUUACUGUGGAAUCCGAAAUCCUAGGCUUUGGAAUCCGGGAUCCAAUUUCCACAGACAAAGUAUCCGGAAUCCGGAAUACAUCGAGUGGAAUCCAGAAUCCAAGACUGUCUUGGAUUCUCUUACAUCAGGGUGACUCUUAAUAUUACUCGCAUAAAGCAAAAAUGCACCAUAUUCUUUCGGUAGCUUCCUUUACAUUUCAUUGAAAGUGCAGCUCCUCUGUCAAGCAUGAUUAACUAACCCACUUUUAUUUUGUUUAACACAAGGCGAUGGCCCAAAAAUGGAGGAGAUAUUAGACACAACUCUGAUGUGCAGAGAGAAAUUUCAUGAAAAAGAACUUCUGACGUCUUUCUGUAAACAGUGCAAGGUGUGUAUUUGUGAUAAGUGUAGACAAACUCGUCACAAUUAUCACACCACGGUGGAUAUCCACCAAGCCGCAGAAGAGCCCAAAGUUGAUAUCGAGGAAAUUGUAGAAGAAAUGAAAAGAGAAAUUGCUUAUCACACGGAGCGUGUGGAAAGAACAAAGGAAUCCUUGAGAAGAAGCAGAGAGAGGAUAGCCACAGCACGCAAUAAAGUAGUGAAAUGUGUUCAAGAACUUAUUCGACUUUUACAUGAACAUGAAAAAACCGUGAUAACCAGUUUAGACGCCAUUGAUGGAAAAGAGAAAAGAGAGCACACAGCACAACUAGACCAUUUCGAAAUUUCUAGGAAUCAAUUACAAAAGCAUGUCGAGUGGUGCGAAGGUAUCUUACAGAGGAAGAGAAGCGCUGAAAUUCUGCAAGCGCAUAAUGUUCUUAUGGGGCGGUCUAGACAUCUUCUAAAUGCGGAGAAACUGAACGUUUAUAAGCCAUCGCAUGUCAGAUACGAAAAAUGUAAAGAGCAUGUGGAGAAUGUGAGAAGCGCAGUUCCGGAGUUGGGUCGAGUUGUUGUUAGUAACACAGAUCCUUUGCAGUCAGUGGCUGAGGGAACAGGGUUGCAAGAAGGAGACGUCGGAAGCAAAGCAAGUUUCAAAGUAACGACAAAAGAUGCUGGAGGAGACCAGUGCUACGAUAAAAACGAUAAGAUUUACAUUACAGUUCGAUCACCCACAGGAGAAGAAGAAUCCUGCUGCAUGAGUGCACUCAGUGAAAAUGGCGAGUAUAGCGUCACUUACACUCCAAAAUGUGUCGGACAACAUGAAUUCAUUAUUGUGGUUAACGAUGAUCCACUGGCUGGUAGUCCAUGGCGUGUUCAUGUGACUUCACAUCGUUACAAACCGAUGGUUUUCUCUGAUUCAAAUGGCAAAGGGCGAAGACAGUUAAAAUGUCCCUGUUCUGUUGCAGUAAAUGACUAUUAUGUUGCAGUGGCCGACAUGAAGAGGGUACAGCUAUUUGACAUAAACGGAGGGUACCAGAGAGAAAUUGGAAUUUUUGCCAACAAAGUACCCUUAUCAGUGGCAUUCAUCACGUCAUUUGAAAUUGUUGUCGUUGCUUCUAAAAAGAUUUUUUGUUUCAAUACACUAGAAAAAUCUGUAAGAAGAAGACAAGUUCCCGUCAAACACCUAAAGUCACCACGCCACCUGACAAUUGAACGUACAUGUGAUAGGCGCAUGGUGGUGUGUGACAAGGGUGACCGUACAGUCAAGGUUCUGUCCUCUGAUGGUUCGCAGCUGCUACUCACCAUUAGUGACCAUGAGGGUCACCUUCCGCGCUGUGCAAUGUGUCAUCAGAAUAGGUUUUUUGUUUCAUAUAUUGAUGCAAAUAAUGUUUAUGUGUUCGAUGAUAAUGGCGUGUUUCAGUACAGCAUCGGCACUUCAGAGACUGGUGACGAACAACUGGAUUCUCCUGUUAGUCUUGCAGUUGACAGGUUUAAUAACCUGGUGGUGUGUGAUCAUAAGGCAGGGCUACAGAUAUUUACUCUUGACGGAAAAUUUUUAAGCAAAAUAGAAGGAGGGCACCCUGGGUUUAAUUCACCUAAUUCCGUUGCUGUUUCAAGUGAUGGCCGGCUUUUUGUUACUGAUAAAAAUGAAAACUGUGUGUAUGUUUUCCACUGA